Molecule: messenger RNA, 2505 nt
Organism: Nycticebus coucang (slow loris)
Lineage: Eukaryota; Metazoa; Chordata; Mammalia; Primates; Lorisidae
Gene: HOXB4
Product: homeobox B4
Exons: 2
Coding region: 1513-2268 (251 amino acids)
Biological process (GO): anterior/posterior pattern specification; regulation of transcription by RNA polymerase II; embryonic skeletal system morphogenesis
Cellular component (GO): nucleus
Molecular function (GO): RNA polymerase II cis-regulatory region sequence-specific DNA binding; DNA-binding transcription factor activity, RNA polymerase II-specific
Source: RefSeq, a predicted model, not a curated record
GCUCAUUUUUUUUCCAGAAGAAAAAAAUCUAUUAUUUUUCUAAAUGAGGACAAUCCGGUGACUACCACGCGAAGACUCCUUCCUUUUUCUUUCUUCCUUUCUUUUCCUCCCUCCACUGGUUAGGGACAGAGGAAUCAUCUACCUGAACACUCUUCAUGCCUGCCCCUAGGAGCCUUGGUUCUUUUUCACUUUUCUGUAGAGGUUAAUAUUGUCGUUGAUAAUAUUUUAAUUUUUUUCCUUUUGCCCCAAGCCCACUUAUUUCCUAUUCCGGGUUCGAGGCUUUAUUGGAAAUUCUGAAAAAAGGACUGUUGUCGUCAGUGUACUAAGGCAAAGGAAAUUCGCUUUUCAAACGGAUGCUGAGAUUACCUUUCCGUUUGGGUUCAGCACAAGAUGCCCUGGACAUACGCGGUUACGAGGGGGUAUUAUUGUUUGUGGGGUUCACCUCUAGGUCUCCUAUCCCCAGCAUCACAAAGAGGUGAGAUUUCUGCUCCCCGCGGAGGCGGCGGCAUUAGCGACUAUUAGAACAUUAGAAUAUCUAAGCGCCAUGGUUUGUAUUGCUCCUGUGGCUUUGGAAUUAUCAAAUUACUACCCAAUUUUGCUAUUAAAAGUUACAGGUUUUUCACUCGAGCGCUCAUCUUUAGUGUGGGAAACCAAGUCAUUUCUGCUGUCUUGGGCUGCGUGGGGUAAAAGGAGUAGUGGAUAGGAGAAGGGGUACAGACGGACUGACUGACACAGUCAAGCUAAUCGCUCAGCUAAAUGCGAUUUGGAAGGCGAGGUCUCCCCGAAUUAGUGCAUGAAUUUCCUAUCGAUCCGCCCGCAGUUCCAUUCAUCUCUGACAAGUCCCUCUGUGCACCCGCCCUCUAGCUCUCGAUGCUUCCUCUCUCACCCCCUACUCCGCCCAUCUGGUUGCAGAAAAAAGCCCCAAGCUCUGUGCCCCUCGCUCCUAUACGGGUUCCCCUUUUAAGGUGGAGCCCCCAAACCACAGGUCGCUUAACUCCCCAAACAGAUGCAUGGCCCAUAGUCUCCCUCCCGCUUUGGGGAGGAGAUGGGAGACUCUGAAGGCAAAGAAUGUUCAGCAGUGUCGAGGCAAGACAGGAGGGGCUACUCCCAGAGCCCCAACUUCGGAGGGAAUACAGGGAUUGCGCUUUGCCAGCUCCUGAAGAGGCCCUCUAGUCGCAACCUGCGCGAGCUCUCUUUCUCUCCCUCUCUCUCUCAUCCCAGAGGGAGCAAGGAGAGGAAGGGGUCGCCCUCAGAAGCCCUAUGUAAAUCUUGGUGUUGGGUGUGUAGGGAGGGGAAGAGAAGGGGAAAUAAACCUCUUUGGCUGGAGUAGGGUCCGGGUGAGCAGAUUUCCUUAUCCGGGAAUCGCAGGCAGGGCGGCCAUUGGCUCGGAAGAUCACGUGGGCCCCUAACUUUGUUCACUUGACAGUAAGUAGGAGGGCUUUCGGAAACAGGAAAACGAGUCAGGGGUCGGAAUAAAUUUUAGUAUAUUUUGUAGGCAAUUCCCAGAAAUUAAUGGCUAUGAGUUCUUUUUUGAUCAACUCAAACUAUGUCGACCCCAAGUUCCCUCCGUGCGAGGAAUAUUCACAGAGCGAUUACCUACCCAGCGACCACUCGCCGGGGUACUACGCCGGCGGCCAGAGGCGAGAGAGCAGCUUCCAGCCGGAGGCGGGCUUCGGGCGGCGCACGGCGUGCACAGUGCAGCGCUACGCGGCCUGCCGGGACCCUGGGCCCCCGCCGCCUCCGCCACCACCCCCGCCGCCCCCGCCACCGCCGGGGCUGUCCCCUCGGGCUCCUGCGCCGCCACCCGCCGGGGCUCUCCUCCCGGAGCCGGGUCAGCGCUGCGAGGCGGUCAGCGGCAGCCCCCCUCCGCCUCCCUGCGCCCAGAACCCCCUGCACCCCAGCCCAUCCCACUCCGCGUGCAAAGAGCCCGUCGUCUACCCCUGGAUGCGCAAAGUUCACGUGAGCACGGUAAACCCCAAUUACGCUGGCGGGGAGCCCAAGCGCUCUCGGACCGCCUACACUCGCCAGCAGGUCUUGGAGCUGGAGAAGGAAUUUCACUACAACCGCUACCUGACUCGGCGCCGGAGGGUGGAGAUCGCCCACGCGCUCUGCCUCUCUGAGCGCCAGAUCAAGAUCUGGUUCCAGAACCGGCGCAUGAAGUGGAAAAAAGACCACAAGUUGCCCAACACUAAGAUCCGCUCUGGUGGCACCGCAGGCGCAGUUGGAGGGCCUCCUGGCCGGCCCAGUGGAGGCCCCCCCUCGCUUUAGUGUCCCCCUUGAAGGAGUCAUGAACCUGGUGUGGGGUGGGCAUGGAGCGCCUGGUGGUGGGAGGUGGGUGGGAGGGGGCCGGGGCCUAGGCCUGGAAAAACCUACCUGCCCUCCCCCCACUUUAUAUAGGAAUAAACGCAGAAGAGGGGGAGGGGAAGCUUUAUUUAUAGAAAUGACAAUAGGGAGGGAAGGAGGCCCCCCAGAAGCAAGGUUCAAGUCUCCUGCUUUCUUCCUUAA